UGAAGACUAUAUGUUACGGUGCAGCUUGCACUGCAUUUGCACCAUAACAUCCAAAGUUUAUUUAGAAACAGAGUUGGUGCAAUUUGAGAGCUGUGUGUCUUACUUGGCAGCGUCUCCGGCAAUUAGCUUUCAUGGCCAAACCUGUUUCGAUUGAUGUUAGGAACCCAAAUGGUAAAUACAGAAUUGUUAGCACAAAGCCCAUGCCCGGAACUCGCUGGAUCAAUCUCUUAAUUGAACAAGAUUGUCGGGUCAAAAUAUGUACAAAAAAAAAAAAAAAAACUAUAUUGUCUGUGGAAGAUAUCAUUGCUUUAAUUGGCGACAAUUGCGACGGAGUGAUUGGACAGUUGACAGAAGAUUGGGGAGAGGCACUAGUUUCGGCAUUGAGAGAGGAGGGACCGCUUUCAGUAACAUGGCUGUUGGUUAUAACAACGUUGAUGUCAAUGCGGCUGACAAGUAUGGUGUUUCUGUUGGAAACACUCCUGGAUUACUUACAGAGAGUACGGCAGAGCUGGCAGCUUCACUUUCUUUAGCAGCUGCUAGAAGAAUGGUUGAAGCAGAUGAGUUCAUGAGGGCUGGCCUAUAUGAUGGGUGGCUUCCUAAUCUGUAUGAUCCCCAUUAUACA
Molecule: messenger RNA, 622 nt
Organism: Carya illinoinensis
Lineage: Eukaryota; Viridiplantae; Streptophyta; Magnoliopsida; Fagales; Juglandaceae
Product: glycerate dehydrogenase-like
Exons: 4
Coding region: 132-530 (132 amino acids)
Source: RefSeq, a predicted model, not a curated record